Molecule: messenger RNA, 805 nt
Organism: Panicum virgatum (switchgrass)
Lineage: Eukaryota; Viridiplantae; Streptophyta; Magnoliopsida; Poales; Poaceae
Product: agamous-like MADS-box protein AGL61
Exons: 1
Coding region: 155-805 (216 amino acids)
Biological process (GO): regulation of transcription by RNA polymerase II
Molecular function (GO): protein dimerization activity; RNA polymerase II cis-regulatory region sequence-specific DNA binding; DNA-binding transcription factor activity, RNA polymerase II-specific
Source: RefSeq, a predicted model, not a curated record
CCCUUCCAUUUUUUGGCAAUGUUCCUCGUCUACUUAUACUCCCUCACCGGCCCUCCUCCGUUCCUUCCAGCGCGCGUCGCAUUGGAGUUGGAGCGAAGCAGAGGAACCAAGAAGCAGAAGCAGCAGGACCCGCGUUGCGACGGCGGCAGCGACCAUGGUGAAGCAGGAGGGGAAGAAGACCAAGGGGAAGCAGGUCAUAGAGAUCCGCUACAUCGAGAACAAGGAGCGCCGGCAGGUCACCUUCUCCAAGCGCAAGGCCGGGUUGCUCAAGAAGGCGUCCGAGCUCAGCCGGCUGUGCGGCGCGCACUUCGCCGUCACCAUCUUCUCAGAGAAGCAGAAGCUACCCCAGCAGGGCGGCAACGAGGCGGGCAAGGCCGGCAGCGGCGGGAACGUGUUCGCGAUGGGCACGCCCUCCGUCGACCACGUCCUCCGCUGCUUCGUCCCGCUCCCCGGCGACGCAGGGUACCUCCCCGCGAUGGAUGACGUGGCCGGCGGCGCCGCCGAGCGGGCGGCGGUGGAGGCGAUGGUGCAGCAGACGGAGGAGACCAAGGCGCGCGUGGCCGCGGAGGUGGCGCGGUUGAGCGCCGUCGGGGCUAAGGUGCUCACGGCCGUCCCGGCGGGCCGGGAGCUGUUCUGGUGGGAGGCCGACGCGGAGGCGCUCGGGGAGGCGGAGCUGACGGAGUUCACCAGGGCGCUCCAGCGGCUCAGGGACCACGUGCGGCGCCACGCCGACAAGCUGCAAGCCUGCAACCCUCUGCCGCGCCAGCCGGCACAGACGGGGCAGGGCAGCCUCAAGCUAGCCUGA